UCUUAUUUUUAUAAAAGAUAAAGAUGACGAUGUGAAAUAAAUGAAGACAACAUGCUUGCUACAGCAGAACCUGGUAUAGUACUGGUCAGGGAAUGGCUGAACUGCGUUAAAUCUGAAGAAUUUGAUCUUUUGGAAAUAUUUUCCGACAAAAAACAAGAUAUCUCCGAUAAUGCGCAAGAUAUCUGCGAUAAAAAGCAAGAAAACUGUGACAACGGUGUGUUCCAAGGAGAAGUUUUGGACCCCGGGUUUCCCUUAGUGUCUGUAACCACAGCAUCAAAAAUAAGAGAAGAAGAUGGAUAUUAUGAACUAGAACUUAAAGACGGAGUUAAAUACAUUGGAUGUAUAAAAGAAGAGUUGGGAGAUGGGGAAGGAGAACUACAGAUACCCGCAGAUUGGACUGGUCAUUGGACCACAGGAGAAAGUAUAUUACGAGGUUGGUUUAAGAAAGGAAGGUUGGAGGGAAGAGUGCGAGCUGAAAGCUUUCAGGAUUGUACAACAACAGAACUACUAUUCAGAAACGGUAUUCCCCAUGGACCAUACCGCCGAUUCCGCCGCGAUGGUCAGCUGGUUCAAUACGGGUUCCACAAGAACGGAAUCAAGGUUGGAAAACAUCUCAAGGUUGGAACAGGGAACAACUCCUACUACCUGGGUAACCUGGACUCGAUGGAACGGUUGGUUGGUCAGGUUGUGUUCCUAUAUCCAAACCUCCAGAAAACUAUUUUAGGGGAAUAUGUUGACGGGAAGAUGAUAUCUGGAGUGUAUUCUGAUCUACGGGAUGCAUAUAUGGGUGACGAAGUUGGGUUUCCUACCCUCGUAUUCAGCUCAGAGAGAAGAGAUAAGCUCAAGUUCGAUCCUUCAACUUUUAUGAGGAUAAGUAGAACCCCCCUGCAGAGAGAUGAAUAUGAGUCGGGUACUGUUUAUGUUAAACAAUCCAGAAUUCCUUUUGCCGGAGAGGGUCUCUAUGCUUCAAGAUAUAUUGAGGAAGGUCAGCUGGUUUGCUUAUUUAAUGGAAACAGAAUAACAAAGACUAGUAACAGAAAGUGUGUAAAGUGGGGGGAUGAGGACUGGUCUGACUUCAGAUUAACCCUAGAUAAAAGCACAGAUCUAGAUAUACCUGGAGAGUAUCAAGAAACUCGAACCUACUCCGCAACCCUCGGACAUAAGGCAUGUCACAGUUUUGGUAGAGAAAAGAACGCCAUGUUUCAUGAGUUUGAACAUCCCAGAUUUGGUUCAAUUAUGUCAGUUGUUGCUGUGAAACCUAUUUAUAAAGAUGAAGAAAUUCUAGUUUCCUAUAACUACAAUAUCUGCCAUGCUCCACCCUGGUAUCAGGAACAAUGGGUUCAACAUCUAGUCAACCGUGGUUUAACUCGAGAGCGAAUCCUGGCAGCCAGAGAGAAAGAAGAACAGAAGAAUAGUUUAAUAAUUCCUGAUCAUGUAUUCAAAAAUAUUCCUUAUUAAAUCAUAUCAAAUAUAUUUUAACUUCUUUCA
This is a messenger RNA of Eurytemora carolleeae, 1488 nucleotides long. Its product is annotated as histone-lysine N-methyltransferase SETD7. Gene Ontology annotation, molecular function: protein binding. The coding region runs from base 52 to 1458 and encodes 468 amino acids. NCBI's taxonomy places the organism in Eukaryota, Metazoa, Arthropoda, Copepoda, Calanoida, Temoridae. The record is from RefSeq and is a predicted model, not a curated record. The transcript has 16 exons.